Humulus lupulus (European hop) is the source of this 2364-nucleotide messenger RNA. RefSeq lists its product as uncharacterized. Bases 200 to 1864 code for a protein of 554 amino acids. Lineage: Eukaryota; Viridiplantae; Streptophyta; Magnoliopsida; Rosales; Cannabaceae. The transcript has 6 exons. The record is from RefSeq and is a predicted model, not a curated record.
UGGAUUUUAUUUUUCAUAUUUUUUCCCCUUUUUUCUAGGGUUUCCAGAAUCACCUCCGAUCUCGUUGAUCGAAUCUCUUUUAUCUAGGGUUUGUUUUAAUUUCUUUUUUCCAUUUUCUCGAGAAAAUUUGGGUUUCCCGUAUUUAUUUUGGGUAAUUUUUGCUUGGGAAGAAACAAGAGGAGAGAAAAACGAUAAACUGAUGGUGCACUUAAUGACAUCUGGAGAUCUCCGGUCCGAUCAGGAAUCGGCAGCUUGUACGGACAAGUCGCCGGUGAAAUUGGAGAUCGAGGAUUCUUUGGAAGAGGAGCAUGCUCCGUUCACUAAGCGAUCCAAGCCUUCCCCAGCUUUCAAUGAGUGGGAUGCCGGAAACAAAUCCUUACCUAUCCCCCCAUCACAAUACAACCCACUUGAUGAGCCCAGCCCAUUGGGGUUGAAGCUGAAAAAGAGUCCUUCGCUGUUGGAUUUGAUCCAAAUGAAGCUUUCCCAGGGUAAUCCUUCUCAACUUGGAGGUGCACAGAGCGGAAGCGUUACCUCUGUUGUCAAAAAAGAGAACAAAGGAAGUGCUCCUGUGACUUCUAAUGACAAGCUUAAGGCUUCAAACUUUCCUGCCUCACUUUUAAGGAUAGGCGGUUGGGAGUAUAAGUCAAGAUAUGAAGGAGAUUUAGUGGCAAAAUGCUACUUUGCUAAGCAUAAGCUUGUCUGGGAAGUUCUUGAAGGUGGUCUUAAGAGUAAAAUUGAAAUUCAGUGGUCAGAUAUAAUGGCUUUGAAGGCGAAUUGUCCCGAUGAGGGACCUAGUACCUUGACUGUUGUGCUGGCUAGACAACCGCUUUUCUUCAGGGAAACCAACCCUCAGCCUAGAAAACACACUUUAUGGCAGGCCACAGCAGAUUUUACUGAGGGACAAGCUAGCAUGAACAGGCAACACUUUCUUCAAUGCCCUCAAGGACUGCUGACCAAACAUUUUGAAAAGCUUAUUCAGUGCGACAUGCGUCUAAACUUUUUAAGUAGACAGCCAGAGGUAGCUUUGGAUUCACCAUAUUUUGAACCACGAACUUCUAUUUUCGAGGACCCAGAAGAAUCCAAAGGCCGAGCUAUAGAUCAAAUGGACAAUGGUAUAGGAUCUUCCAUCUCUGGUCUUCAAGAUGUUGCAUCACCAUCGACUCAGUCAUCUUCAUUUAAGCUUGAUCAGCAAGAUUCAGGUGGCAUGGCAGUGGAGAAUAGGUCUAGAGAAGCUCCUUCCCCCAGCUCAGUUAUGGACAGCCAUGCAAUUGAAGGGAAUGGAAGUUCUGAAACCGUUAAUUCCAGGGGACCUAUGAAUUGGGACCAGAUUAAAGUCCCUGGUCUUCACCCAUCAAUGUCAAUGAGUGAUCUUAUGAACCACAUUGAAAAUUGUAUUUCAGAACAGAUGACUUCUGGAAACCAAUCAGCUGCUGAUCAACAAACGAACUACCAAGACAUGUUGGAGGAGGUUGCACAGUACCUGCUGAAUGACAAUCAAUUAACAACUGAUUCCGACGAGAAAUCUCUCAUGACAAGGGUCAAUUCUCUUUGUUGUCUUCUUCAAAAGGAUCCUACCAACCUUCACCAAUCUCAGGUUGACGGCGAAAGCUCUGUUGAAGGACCUGCCGGUGAUGGAAGUGAUAUUCAACUUAACCCCGCCCUCGAUGGUAAAGUUAGAACCGAUGGCAAAACGUCAGAAGAGGAUUUGAAUUUGAAAGACAAUUCUGUUGGAAAGCAACCACUAGGAAUGUCUAGGAAAGAUUCUUUCGGAGAACUGCUGCUCCAUCUUCCCCGAAUCGCCUCUCUUCCAAAGUUCUUGUUUAAUAUUUCAGAAGAAGAUGGUGACAGUCAAUCUUCUCAAUAGAUCUCUACUGGCUUCUUUUAGGUUCUGAAAGACUGGCCGGCCGGGAAUGAGCCGAGCUGAACAGGAAAUUCAUUCUCCCUAUGUGGAGAAUUGAUAAGCAAAGCGGUUUGACAUAUCAUAAAAGCUUGCUUGCAUUGCGGGGAGGUAUUGGGAUUCAGAAAUUAAUAUUGAUGAAGAAUCCUGGUAUGCUCCCUUUGUAAAAAGGAACAAAAAAAAAAGAAGGUUCAAAGUUUUAGGUUAUGUUCAUUAUUAUUGUUAUUUUCUUUCGUUCACGUCUUAUGAACAAGACCAGGUAUAUAUAUAUAUAUGUGCAUGUAUGUAUAUGCCUAUUAUAAGUAAAUUGUUAAAUCAUUGUGAGGGUUAAUGUGUUUGGAAUCUGGUUCUUGUGUUUUAUUUCAUCACAAAUAAUUGUAUUUAUUUGUUGUGAUCUUUGAAAAUUUCAGAUAUCAAGAACGCCCUCCAGACAUACAAUUUAUUGAAUAUAAGUAGAAAUUGAGUGA